Papilio machaon (common yellow swallowtail) is the source of this 1269-nucleotide messenger RNA. RefSeq names its product deoxyhypusine hydroxylase (gene nero). Gene Ontology annotation, molecular function: deoxyhypusine monooxygenase activity. NCBI's taxonomy places the organism in Eukaryota, Metazoa, Arthropoda, Insecta, Lepidoptera, Papilionidae. The record is from RefSeq and is a predicted model, not a curated record. The coding region runs from base 81 to 995 and encodes 304 amino acids. Gene Ontology annotation, biological process: peptidyl-hypusine biosynthetic process. The transcript has 4 exons.
ACAGAACAGAAAACAAAUUUUGAAAACGGAACACGUUUUAUACGCUUUAUCGUUGUUAAUUAUAUUUCUUAAAUACAAAAAUGGUAAACGUUAGCGAGUCAGCUAUCCAAAAUAUUGGAAAGGUGUUAAACGACCCGUCAAGACCGAUGAAGGAGCGUUUUAGAGCACUUUUCAGUUUGCGAAACUUGGGCGGCGAAACAUCGAUAGAAUGUAUUAGUGAGUGUUUUAAAGAUGAGUCAGUUUUGCUAAAACACGAGCUAGCAUAUUGUUUAGGCCAAAUGCAAGAUAAAAGAGCUAUUCCGGUGUUAAGAAAAGUGUUAGAAGAUAUAGAACAAGACCCUAUAGUACGCCAUGAAGCUGGUGAGGCGCUUGGAGCUAUUGGAGACCCAAAUCUAAGAGAGAUCCUAGAGAAGUAUCAACAUGACCAAGCAAUUGAAGUUGCUGAAACUUGUCAAAUUGCUCUGCAAAGGUUAAAUUGGAUUGCAAAUGAAAGUGCUAAAGAUGUCAAUUUAUCAAAAAGUCUAUAUAGCUCAGUGGAUCCGGCUCCACCAAGUACUGAAUCAGAUGUUGAUUGCUUAAAGAAAACUCUUAUGGAUGAAACUAAAUCUUUAUUUGAAAGAUACAGAGCAAUGUUCAGUUUAAGAAAUUUGGGUACAACAGAGAGCAUCAAUGCAUUGGGUGAAGGUCUUAAAGCUAGCAGUGCGUUAUUCCGUCAUGAAGUGGCAUUUGUGUUUGGUCAAAUGCAAGAUGAGCGCAGUGUGCCGUACUUGAAGCAGACAUUAGAAGACACCAAUGAGCAUGAGAUGGUCAGACAUGAGGCAGCUGAAGCUCUUGGCUCUAUAGCAACUGAUGAAUGCAUUGAAGUUCUAAAGCGGUACCUGAAUGAUCCAAGACGUGUUGUUAGAGAGAGUUGCGAGGUGGCCUUAGAUAUGUCUGAAUAUGAGAACAGUCCAGAAUUCCAGUAUGCUAAUACUUUACUCACAGUCAACGCUUAAAAAGUUAUGCAAAUUGCCUUAAAAAAAAUUUAACUCAAAAAAACUUUUGUACAGUUAUAAGAUUGAUAAAUGUUGCCAGUUGGGUAUUCCAGAAGUGUUCAAAUUAAAGGUGUUUCUUUUGUUUUGUGUUGUGACAAUUAAUAGCUAAAAUGAAUAAGUUAAAGAGAGCUGAGGGCCUAGUGCGAGUAUUUGCGACGCACGAAUUCCUAACGUCGUCCAAAAAAUAUGUCAAAAUUUGUAUGAGAUUUAUUGGUGUACUUUACGCCCGGAAGGG